Theobroma umbraticum is the source of this 3829-nucleotide messenger RNA. RefSeq names its product HEAT repeat-containing protein (gene ESP4). NCBI's taxonomy places the organism in Eukaryota, Viridiplantae, Streptophyta, Magnoliopsida, Malvales, Malvaceae. The record is from RefSeq and is a predicted model, not a curated record.
AGGUAUUAAAAAUAAAAAAAAAUGGAACCCUAGUGAUAACAUUUCCCCUUCCCCUGCUUUCCUUUUCAUUUUCUCCCCCCAAAACCUACCCGAUCGCUUCUUCCAAUUGAAAUCAACAACUAAAACAAAUAAACAAAAGAUCGCCUUCAUGAAAUAAAACGUUGAAUUUUUACGUUUUUUUUUUUUUUGCAAGUUUUCUUUGCAAUGGUGGGGAUCAUGAAUCCAGUUUCGAGAGAAAAGCUCGCGAGUUUGUUCAACUCAGUGAAGCUAGCUAUAGACUUAGCUUCGAAGCUGGAUCUUUGUCAUCAAUUGAAGCAAACUUUGUUGGAGGAAGACGCCGCUACUCUCUCCGAGUUCCUUCCUCGCCUCUUCGACCUUUACUCUGACCCGUCCGGUCCGGUUCGCAAGCUCGCUACCGAGAUUAUUGGUGAAAUUGGAGUGAAAAACCUCGAUUUUGUACCUGAAGUUGCACCGUUUCUGAUAACUGUUUUGGAAGAUGCUACACCUGCUGUUGCUCGACAAUCUAUUGCUUGCAGCAUUGAUUUGUUUCGUCUUAUGCUCGAAAAAAUUGCAAUUCAGGGUCUAUACUCUAGUGAAUUGGACAGUGAUCUGGAAGCAUCAUGGUCAUGGGUGUUAAAGCUAAAGGAGAAGAUAUACUCUAUAGCUUUUCAGCCGGGAAGUGGUGGGAUAAGAUUGGUGGCACUGAAGUUUGUUGAAGCAGUUAUUCUGCUUUAUACUCCAGAUCCUAAUGGCUCUCCAGAGCCCCCUCCUGAUGAAGGAACUCCUGUAGAAUUUAAUGCAACUUGGCUUUGUGGGGGCCAUCCUUUACUCAAUGUUGGUGAUUUGUCGAUUGAAGCUAGCCAACGGUUGGGUUUGUUGCUUGAUCAGCUUAGAUUUCCAAUAGUAAAAUCUCUCAUCAACUCGGUGAUUGUUGUGCUUAUUAAAAGUCUCUCAGCUAUUGCAAAGAAACGGCCUGCAUAUUAUGGACGUAUUCUAUCAGUUUUGCUUGGUUUGGAUUCCCCAAGUGUUGUUAUCAAAGGGGUUCAUGUCUAUGGAGCACAUCAUGCUUUGAAAAAUGCCUUACUCUCCUGCUUGAAAUGUACACACCCAAGUGCUGUGCCGUGGAGGGAUCGUGUACUUAGUGCCUUGAGAGAGAUGAAAGCUGGAGGACCAGCAGAGCUAGCUCUAAACCAAGUUCAUAAAACUAGUGGAAGUGUGGAAGAGGGAAAAGAUGAUUCUUCGGUUAUUAAGAACUUACAGGAAGAAAAACCCUUGGCUGGAGCACGUGAUGCUGCUGGUAGCAAUAUGGGGAGGAAAAGAUCUGUAACUGAGGACUGUAGUGAUUUGGCUGAAAAUGAUGAUGUGUCUGGCAAACGUGUCAGGUCAACACCUAGUGACUCAGAAGAGUCAACAAAAGAGUUAAAGAGGAAUCCUACUAUGUCUCAGGGUGACAUUUGUUCAAAUCAACCGACUAUUAAUAAAGGAGAUGUUGAUACUGGACCGGUCCAGCAACUUGUUGCUAUGUUUGGUGCCUUGGUUGCUCAAGGAGAAAAAGCUGUGGGAUCGUUGGGGAUUCUUAUUUCAAGCAUAUCUGCUGACUUGCUGGCUGAGGUAGUGAUGGCUAACAUGCGUAACCUUCCUCCCAAUCAUCCUCACACUGAUGGGGAUGAUGAAUUGCUGGAGAACAUGAGCAUAGUUGGAAGUGACACUCAAGCCAAGUAUCCGCCAUCAUUCUUAGCUGACGUUGUUUCACUGUCGAGUACUUUCCCACCAAUAGCCUCACUGCUAAACUCCGAGCUGUCUGUUUCCAAUAAAAUAGUGAAAACAGAAGGGGAGGAAGAAGUUGAUGUUGUGGCUGGCCCUAAUAAUGCUGUUGCAUAUGCUGGCAUGGCUCACGAAGCCGAAAAUGCUGUUUUGGCUGCUGAUUUACCAGUUUCUUCGGACAUUGUUUUGCCAGGAAUGGAGAAGAUUGAUCUACCUCCUCCAUCUGAUAUCGAUGAUGUGGGGAAUCUUGAAAGUGAGAUACCUGGCUUGGAUUCUUCUGUUCGUAUUGAUGGAUUGUCAGACACCCAAGCUGCUUCUUCAUUGGUCUCUACUGAUCUAGAAGAUGCUAGUCAAGAGCAAGUUUCAAGUUUUGGUGGAAGGUCACCACUGCAUAUGCUUCCAUCAAUUUCAACAGAUAGGUCUGAGGAGCUUAGUCCAAAAGCAACUGUUAUGGAUUCCAACAGCCUGAUUUCCUCAACAGCAUCUUCUGUUGUUUCAUCCUAUGUUGCCUUGCCCAAGAUGUCAGCACCUGUUGUCAAUCUUUCUGAUGAUCAGAAGGAUGAUUUGCAAAAGUUGGCUUUUAUACGUAUCAUUGAGGCAUAUAAGCAAAUAGCUCUAUCUGGAAGUUUGCAAGUUCGCUUUUCUCUGCUUGCUUAUCUAGGAGUCAAGUUGCCGUCGGAGUUAGACCUACAGAAACUGCUACGAGAACACAUUUUGUCAGAUUAUAUAAAUCACGAGGGACACGAGUUGACAUUGCGUGUCCUCUACAGGUUAUUUGGCGAGGCGGAAGAGGAAAGCGAUUUCUUCUCAUGUACAACUGCUGCUUCUGCAUAUGAAACAUUCCUUCUGGCUGUUGCUGAAACUCUUAGGGACUCUUUUCCACCUUCAGACAAAUCUUUGAGUAAACUACUUGGUGAAGCUCCUCGCCUGCCAAAGUCAGUUUUGAAUUUAUUAGAGUGUUUGUGUUCUCCUGGAAUCGCAGAGAAAGCUGAGAAGGAGUCACAAAGCGGAGAUAGAGUUACUCAAGGCCUCAGCACUGUAUGGAGCCUAAUUCUACUGAGACCUCCCAUUCGAGAUGUGUGCUUGAAAAUUGCUUUGAAGAGUGCAGUUCAUCACUUGGAGGAAGUCCGAAUGAAAGCAAUACGUCUGGUAGCAAAUAAGCUGUAUCCUUUAUCAUCCAUUGCUCAACAAAUAGAAGAUUUUGCGAGGGAAAUGCUGCUCUCUGUAGUAAAUGGCAAUGGUGUAGAAAGAACAGAUGCUGAAGGAUCAAUUACUGAACCACACAAGGAUUCUGAUUCGGAAAAGCCAUCAAAUGAGCAUCAGUCAAUGAGUUCCAUUGGUGAAGACAUCUCUGCUGAUGUUCAUCAGUCAGAAACAUCUCAGAGUGUGUCAUCCCUUUCUGUCCCUGAGGCUCAACAGAGCUUGUCACUUUAUUUUGCUCUGUGUACAAAGAAGCACUCUCUCUUUCGCCAAAUAUUUGUUAUCUACAAGAGUGCAUCAAAGGCAGUUAAGCAGGCAAUCCAUCAUCAUAUUCCCAUACUAGUUCGUACCAUGGGCUCGUCAUCUGACCUUCUUGAAAUUAUUUCAGAUCCUCCUAGUGGAAGUGAGAGUCUUCUAAUGCAGGUUUUGCAUACACUGACAGAUGGGACAGUUCCUUCUGCAGAAUUAAUAUUCACCAUUAAGAAGUUAUUUGAUUCAAAACUAAAGGAUGUUGAAAUUCUAAUUCCAGUAUUGCCAUUCCUACCGAGAGAUGAGGUUUUGCUGCUCUUUCCACAUCUUGUAAAUCUUCCGCUGGAUAAGUUCCAAGCUGCACUUACCCGGUUGCUACAGGGAUCUUCUCAUUCUGCUCCAGCGCUCUCUCCAGCUGAAGUGUUGAUCGCUAUCCAUGGUAUUGGAUCCUGAAGAGAUGGAAUUCCUUAAAGAAGGUCACAGAUGCAUGUAAUGCUUGUUUUGAGCAACGGCAGAUAUUCACCCAGCAAGUUCUUGCGAAGGUCUUAAAUCAAUUGGUUGAGCAAAUUCCUCUUCCUUUGUUGUUUAUGCGUACAGUAUUGCAAGCCAUUGGUGC